Vigna umbellata (rice bean) is the source of this 1668-nucleotide messenger RNA. NCBI's taxonomy places the organism in Eukaryota, Viridiplantae, Streptophyta, Magnoliopsida, Fabales, Fabaceae. The record is from RefSeq and is a predicted model, not a curated record.
AAAUUUUGAGAUUUUAUCCUACGAUUGCAGGUCCAUUGUUUCACAUGGGAUGGUAUCAUCUGUUUUACCAAUAUAAUCCUGAUUCAGCUGUGUGGGGGAACAUCACAUGGGGCCAUGCAGUAUCAAGGGACAUGAUUCAUUGGCUCUAUCUACCCAUUGCCAUGCUUCCUAACAAGUGGUACGAUAUCAACGGUGUAUGGACUGGAUCUGCCACGAUUCUGCCAGAUGGCAAAAUCAUAAUGCUUUACACGGGUGACACCAAUCAGUAUGUGCAAGUGCAAAACCUUGCAUACCCUGCCAAUCUAUCUGAUCCACUUCUUCUCGAUUGGGUCAAGUAUGCGGGUAACCCGAUCUUAGUGCCCCCGCCCGGGAUCGGAUCCAAGGACUUCCGAGACCCGACCACGGGUUGGAUCGGGCCGGAUGAAAAAUGGAGGGUCGCAAUUGGGUCAAAGAAAGGAAAAACGGGCCUUUCGUUAGUUUACACAACCAUCGAUUUCAUCAACUUUGAGCAAAAUGAUCACUACUUGCAUGCAGUUCCGGGUACGGGUAUGUGGGAAUGUUUAGACUUUUACCCGGUUUCGAUAAAUGGGUCUAAGGGUUUGGAUACUUCAGUUAAUGGGCCAUAUGUUAAGCACGUCUUAAAAGCUAGUUUGGAUAACGCAAGGGUAGAUAGUUAUGCAAUUGGGACCUAUUUUGUUGAAAACGAUACAUGGGUACCCGAUAACCCGCUUAAGGAUGUGGGUAUCGGGUUGCUUUUGGACUAUGGAAGAUACUAUGCUUCUAAGACUUUCUAUGACAAAGAAAAAGAGAGGAGAAUUCUAUGGGGUUGGGUCAAUGAAACUGAUAUAGAAAGUGAUGACUUAAGAAAGGGUUGGGCUUCUCUUCAGACAAUUCCAAGAACAGUGUCGUUUGAUAACAAGACUGGGACUAAUUUGCUUCUGUGGCCAGUGGAGGAAGUAGAAAGCUUGAGACUAAGUAGUGAUGAAUUUGAAGGAGUGGUGGUUAAGCCUGGCUCUGUUGUGCCACUAAACAUAAGCCUAGCGACACAGUUGGACAUAUUUGCUGAAUUUGAGAUUGAAUGGUUGAACUCCGAAAGUAUUGGUGAGAGCAACAUAGGUUGUGGAAGGGGUGGUGUAGAAGACAGAAGUGCUUUUGGACCAUUUGGUCUUCUGGCAAUAGCAGAUGACUCACUUUCUGAACAAACCCCAAUUUAUUUUCGCCUUUCUAAUACUACCACUUUCUUCUGUGUUGAUGAAACAAGAUCAUCAAAGGCUUCUGAUGUUGCAAAGCCAAUUUAUGGCAGCAAAGUUCCAAUCCUUAGUGAUGAAAAAUUAUCAAUGAGGGUAUUGGUUGACCAUUCAAUUAUUGAGAGCUUUGCUCAAGGAGGAAGAAUUGUGAUCACAAGUAGAAUUUACCCAACUGAAGCAAUAUAUGGAGCUGCAAGAUUAUUUGUAUUCAACAAUGCAACUGACAUAAACAUUAAGAUCUCCUUAAAGAUUUGGCAAUUGAACUCUGCUUUCAUACGUCCCUUUCCCUUUGAUCAAAAUCAAUGAAGAGUGUUUAUUUAUAUUAUUCUCAUUAUGAUUAUGAUGAUGAUGAUUUAUGUAUUGUUAUUGACACAUGUAGAUCAACAAUCAUUCAUCAAGUUAAUGAAUUUUGAUUGAACUA